Messenger RNA from Cygnus olor (mute swan), 2448 nucleotides. It is a transcript of the gene C1QTNF8, whose product is annotated as C1q and TNF related 8. The transcript is spliced from 4 exons. Lineage: Eukaryota; Metazoa; Chordata; Aves; Anseriformes; Anatidae. Gene Ontology annotation, molecular function: protein binding. The coding region runs from base 495 to 1268 and encodes 257 amino acids. The record is from RefSeq and is a predicted model, not a curated record.
UCAUUUCCACCAUUGUGAGAGGCACCGUGCAACCAGACAGACUGGCUGCAAGUCCUAGGGAAACGAUAGCAGGACAAAAGCACAGAAACCCAGCACAAGUUGAUGCAAGCAAAGAAACAAGAAAAAAACAGCUUUUGCAAACAAGCUAGCUGCUGGGUUUCAUAAAGAGCCGGACUGACUUUCGGUGUUUCAUUUGGACUCCAGCUAGGAAGCUGCAGCAGCUGCCGAGGACUAAAACUCCUGAAUGAACAGCAGCUUUCAUAUUAUGCAUCCUGCUAAGCAACAGCAAGGGAAGUAAGAGACGGGGUUCUGAGUCACAAGUGCCGUUCCAAGGACAGUUCUGACAACAGCCAGACAGCAAGCGCACCUUGAGCAGAGCUUGCUACGACAUCUUUAAGCACCUCAGCUGUAGUUCCUUAUCUCCGCAGGCUUUUUUCCUGUGUUUACCUGGUGUCUCCUGACAGAUAUUUCAACUGUAGCUGGCUCAGCUGAAGAUGAGCACCGUGUUUCUCCUGCUCCUGGUGGCCACCGCCAGCGUCGGCGCCGUGCUGGAGAAGGGCCUGCCGCGACGGGAAUCGCGGCGCCUCUCGUGCGUGCGGUGCUGCGGGCCUUCCGAGCAGCCCGUCUCCAUCAUCUCCUCACGGUACACGAGGAUGAGCAGCGACCCUGCUUUUUCGGUACCCAAAGUCCAGCCCACCAUCGAUAUCACCAUCCUCAAAGGUGAGAAGGGUGAAAUGGGAGAAAAAGGGUACCCUGGAGCAGUUGGGAAGGAAGGAGAGAGGGGUCUACGUGGCUUUAAUGGACGGAAGGGCCAGAAAGGUCAGCCUGGCCCACAGGGCCAUUCCUGCAAGCAGCUCUAUGCUGCUUUUUCAGUGGGUCGGAGAAAGCCCCUUCAUAGCUCAGACUACUUCCAGCAAGUCAUUUUUGACACUGAGUUUGUGAACCUCUACAAGCACUUCAACAUGUUCUCAGGGAAGUUCUUCUGCUAUGUGCCAGGGAUCUACUACUUCAGCCUCAACGUCCACACCUGGAACUUCAAGGAGACCUACCUGCACCUGAUGAAGAACGAGAAGGAGGUGGCCAUCCUCUACGCCCAGCCCAGCGACCGCAGCAUCAUGCAGAGCCAGAGCCUGAUGCUGGACCUGCAGGAAGGAGAAGAGGUCUGGGUGCGGAUGUUCAAGCGGGAGCGAGAAAAUGCCAUCUACAGCGAGGAGUCUGAUGUUUACAUCAUCUUCAAUGGCCAUUUAAUCAAGCCAGCUGUAGAGUAGCUGUUCUUCAGCUUCAGUCUCAAAGCUUUGGCAGGGCAUUAGUGUCUUCCCUCAUAGAAAUGCACGUCUAGCUCCACUUGGAAGGACUGCAGCUGGCAGCCUCCUGGCCUGCAGAUGGGGAUGGGGCUGUCUGUCCAUGCCAAGGACACCUAUGUGGAUGGAGGUGGUGGUGUUUCAAGGUGAUGCAAGCUAUGAGUACAGAGAAGGUUUAACCCUUAACAUGCCCUGGAGACAAAGCACAGAAGGCCCCAGUUGUACAGCCCUGUAUAGAUCCCCAGGAUCAUCCCUGAAGUCUGCCAAGUUGGAAGCAAAAAAUAUAGUGUCUGCUCUGCUUUGGAAAAGGCAUUUUGAAUUGGCUGUAAUGGUCAUCUUCAGACACCUGUAAUCUGGUGGCUAGUUAAGGAAUGUAUCUACUCCUAAAACAAUGCUUAUAUCUUUGCAGUGUGUACUAUUGCUAAUAAGAGCACCUACACCAGGUCUGCUCCAUUCAGGUGAGCAAGACCACACCAGUAUUAAGAAUAUUUUGCACAGUACAUUUACCCUAAAUUACAUUUUUUUGUUCCAUUUCAUGUAAUACUACAUUCUGAGAGCAUAAUGCUAGAAUUACAUAAAUAACAGUGUAUCGAUAUGAGAAUACUUUGAGGCAUAGUUUUAAGUACAGCUGCAGCCACAUGCCAUAACUUUGCUAGACGGCUAUAUUGCUAGCAAAACUUUUUGCACCAGAACAUCCAGCACAGGUGGGAGCACAUUUAUUUCCAUUUUUAAGGAAAACAACAGGCUCUGCCCUGGGAUCUGAUUCGUGAGUGCUCAUGGCCAAGCUGGAGCCUGAGGCCAUCCUGGUGUCUGGAAACUACCAUCUUACAGCACCAUCUCUGGCAGCUGGAGGAGGAAACUGGGAAGAAAAAUGGUGCUUUUCUAAAAGCAGCAAUAUUUCAGGGGAUUUGGUUUCCUUUCUUCACCCCAAAAGGUAUUGAUAUAACAGUGGAAAGGUACAUGCAACAGCAAGAAGCCUUGUUUCCCUCAGUUCCUCCAUCCCCAUUUCCCUAGUCUCCUGUUUGCAUCCCAAGCCAUUUGUAUGAAGGAUACAUGAAAAGUUCUUGCUAGGCAAAUUGCUUCACUGCUGUGCCUCACCACAGCUAUUCAGAAAAGUAGCUGAAAUAAACAUUUUGCUUUGAAUACA